GAUAAAUAACGGCUACUGGGCUCCGAAGCUUACUCACACUCAAACCUCCAUGGCCUCGAAGCUCUCCCGGAUUUCUCGAGUGUUGAGUGCACAAUCAAGGCUCUCGUACUCUCAGAUCUGGCCAUGGUUCUCUACUACACGUGUAUGUCGCUAUUCAAUGAUUUCAAGUCGUCCGCCGCCUUUCAGAACAACCAUCGUAUCAAUCCCGGUACCGGAAUACCUUGCGGAAGAAGAAAUCGACAUCGAGUUGCCCCCUCCAGAUCAGGUACAAAUGAACAUUACAGAGAGAGCUGCAGAACAACUGAAAAAGGUCGCAGAAAAUCAAGCUAACCCUGACGCCGCUCUUCGAAUAGCAGUUGAGUCAGGAGGAUGUCAUGGAUAUCAAUAUAAAAUGGAGCUUGCAACAAGUCGAGCUCCAGAUGACUAUCACUUCACACACCCUUCUAUCAAGCCCUCCAACAUUCUGAUCGACGCCGUUUCAUUAAGCUUGUUGAAUGGUUCAACUGUAGAUUUUGCUACCGAGCUGAUUGGUAGCAGUUUUCGCAUAGAAGACAAUCCGCAGUCAAAAGGCAAUGGUUGUGGAUGUGGAGUGAGCUGGGAAUUAAAGACAUGAUUAUCGGCAACUAGUACGUAUAUUAUGUAUCCAAGAUUGAUUGUACUCAUCAAAGGCAGAGUACUAUGCACAUCUUUGGAAUUGCGAGUUUUGGACAUUGUUACGAUAAGACACCUAGCGCUUGUAACUGGAUCGAAUGGCGAGCUUCCAGGACCUGACAUUAUGUGAGCUACGACGCACCGACUUAGGCCGAGGCUUUACGGAAGAAGAAUCCAUCUUCAUAAUUCUUCGAUAAACGCA
Molecule: messenger RNA, 853 nt
Organism: Marasmius oreades (fairy-ring Marasmius)
Lineage: Eukaryota; Fungi; Basidiomycota; Agaricomycetes; Agaricales; Marasmiaceae
Exons: 3
Coding region: 50-613 (187 amino acids)
Biological process (GO): iron-sulfur cluster assembly
Cellular component (GO): mitochondrion
Molecular function (GO): iron ion binding; 2 iron, 2 sulfur cluster binding; 4 iron, 4 sulfur cluster binding
Source: RefSeq, a predicted model, not a curated record